GAAAGGGGGGGGGUGUGGAGAUCAGAGAGAGAGAGAGAUUUGAGGGUGAGAGAUCGGGACAGACUGUGGUGUGAGAGCUGUUUGUGUGGCCGCGGAGGGACAGAGGACCUCUUUCCUGCCGGAGGCUCAGAGAUGGAUUAAAACAGGAGCAAAGGGGGGAUUUUCUGGAGAGAGAGAGAGAGAGAGAGAUCGCUCAGUGAUCAGAUCGCAGUAGUCCAGGACUUGCGGAAUCUUUGCUGCGCUUUUGGUUUCAAAAUUGCUGGAAUUUGGGGGAUUGAACACCGGGAUGGAGUUGGCGAGUGGAUCGGGCGCUCCUGUCCCGCUGUCCCGGGGCCGCUGAUCUGAAGGGGAGAUGGUGGUGUUUUGGUGACUCCAAACUCGACAGAGACAGAGACACAGAGACAGACACAGAGACACAGAGACAGAGAGACAGACACAGAGACGGAGAGAUGCCGCGGACCCGGGUUUGUGCAUAAUGCUGAGCUCCGCGGGGACUUACGCCGUGAAAAAGCGAAAGAAACCGGUGCAGAAGAGCCCGAAGCUCCGGCCUGUGGAUGCCAUCAAGUCAAACCCGUCCAAGCGGCACCGGGACCGGCUGAACUGCGAGCUGGACAAGCUGACCGGUCUGCUGCCCUUCAACGAGGAUGUGCGCGGCCGGCUGGACAAGCUCUCUGUGUUACGGCUCAGUGUGGCCUACCUCAAGGUCAAGAACUUCUUCGGUGCGACCAUGAAGAAGAAGCGCUCUUCCUGGUUGGCGGAGAAAGCGGAGGGUUUCCGCAGUAACGGGAUCUGCAACCCAACCACGUUUCCUGAGGGGGACUUACUGCUGCAGGCUCUGAACGGAUUUAUCCUGGUGGUGACGGCUGAGGGAUUUGUCUUCUAUGCCUCCCCAACCAUCCUGGACUACCUUGGCUUUCAGCAGUCGGAUGUGGUGCACCAGAGUGUGUUUCAGUUGAUCCACACGGACGACCGUCCAAUGUUUCAUCAGCAGCUCCACUGGGCCCUCAAUCCGCCUGCCUUCCAUGAAUCCAAUCCACUGGGGGAUGGGUCCUCAGACAGCCCCUGUAACAUGAUCACGUACGAUCCCCAACGGCUGCCCCUCGAGAAUUCUUCCUUUAUGGAACGAAGCUUCAUAUGCCGCUUUCGGUGCCUGUUGGACAACUCCUCUGGCUUCCUGGUGAACACUGAGUUCCAGGGGCGUCUGAAGUUCCUGCACGGGCAGAAUAAGAAGGCUGAUGACGGCAGCGCCAUACCACCCCAGCUGGCACUGUUCGCGGUGGCUACACCUCUCCAGCCCCCAUCCAUCCUGGAGAUCCGCACCAAGACCCUCAUCUUUCAGACAAAGCACAAGUUGGACUUCACCCCCACGGCCUGUGACAACAAAGGGAAGUUUGUGCUGGGCUACACGGAUUCAGAACUGUGUAUGCGAGGGUCAGGCUACCAGUUCAUCCACGCCGCGGAUAUGAUGAACUGCGCUGACAAUCACGUCAGGAUGAUUAAGACUGGGGAGACUGGGAUGACUGUCUUCAGAUUGCUGACCAAGCAGAGUGGCUGGGUCUGGGUCCAGGCUAACGCUCGCUUGGUUUACAAGGGUGGCCAACCUGACUGCAUCAUUGCCAGGCAAAGAGCCUUAACGAAUGAGGAAGGUGAAGAACAUUUGCGGAAGAGAACAAUGCAGCUGCCGUUCAACUUUGCCACGGGUGAAGCGGUUCUGUACGAGAAUAAUUUGUUCACCUCUGGACUUCAGGAUCUGUUCCAGGCCAAAGGGAAAGGGGUGAAGAUCAAGAACACUUCACUGGAGAUAAACGGUGUUGAUCCCAAUUCGAUCCUGGGUGCCAUCAUUUCUCAGAGUGCGUCUCAUAUAUAUGCGUCUCAAGCGGAUUCACACUCCAAUCCUUCACUCAGUAACACUCUUGAAAAUGACAUUGAGGUUUUCGGUUUACAGGAAGAUUGCUGGCAGUCGGCUAGCAAUGGAGUGACUGCACCUAAACAGGAGUCAGACCUGGAUCAAGAUGAUUCGCUGUCGGCUCUAAUGGAUAUUCUAUCCCAAAAGAAUGAUGAUGAGAAAGAGCUCUGCAAAACGCUCCAAAAACUGGAUGUUGAUGUGGAGAACAUGGAGUUGGAACAAUGGGAAGAGACUUUACUUAAAAUGGAUAUCGGCCCAAACCUCCCAGAUGACCUGAACAACAUUAUCAGCAAUGAUUUUCUAUUGUCCUAUGUUGAGGACGUGCUGGCCACAAAGGAUGGUCCAAGUGUUGGUACUUUCCAGCAGGGCAGGUUGGAUUCUGGAGAAGAAAACUUACCAGAAACUCCCCAGCAGAACUGGUUUGGACAUACACAAAAUGGGCUGGGAUUCAACCGGCAGAAACCAAUGAGGCCAAGCUGUCAAAACUCAAUAGCACAUAGUGCCCAGAACUCAAUGAUGGGUCAACAGAAUGCAAUGCUGCUCUGCCAUCAAACUUCAAUGAAGUCUGGAUCCAAAGCCAUUAUAACCCCUGGUCUCCAAUCUCCAAUGUCAUCCUGUCUCCAGACCCCAGUGACACCUAAUCUCCAGACCCCAAUGGAAUCUGGGCUCCAGAACCCAACAGCAUGUAAUCUACAGAACUCAAUGACAUCUGGUCUCUGCCACUCUAUGUCAUCUUGUCUCCAGAAUCCAACUGUGUUUCGAGACCAGAGCAAAGUAAUGCCUAGUCUACACACUGUAAUGAUACUUGGUCCACAGGACUCAAUGGUCUUUGCCCCAAUGAACUCGAUGAUGGAUGUACAACAGAAGCAAAUAGCACUUAGACUCCAGGGCACAACGGAAGCCAGACCACAGAACAGCAUGGAAGCUAGGGUUCAUAAUCCACUUGGCUCUUGGACUGAUCCACAAAUCCCAUUGUCUCACAGCCCGCAUAAUCCGUUGCAUAUGUCUCAGAACCGAGCCAGACCUGCUCCACAGACGGAGCAACUCAACACACAGCCAACUCCGUCACAACAAGCACUCAGUGAUGAUCCGCAGGGACCUUGGCACCUGGGGGAGAAGGGACAGGCGAGGUUGCAUUCCGCAGCCGACUUGCAGCCAAUGCAGCUUCAGCGCAUGCCGACCUGGCAGAACGGGCAGCCCGAUCUCACACAGCCUCUCCAAGGCCAAGGGUGCCGGCAGCUUCACAUCCCCCAGGCACCGUGCAGGUCGGUCCAGGAACACUUGUCCACUGCCUCUCAGGGCAAUGGAUCAUGCCUGCAGUACAGUUGUAGCAUGGCAUCUCCGCACAGUGCUGUGGCAGGCCAGCCUCAGGCAGGGCAGUGCCCCUCGGUGAGCAACGGCUUCCAGCUGCCGUCAUGCAAGUACGUGAGGGGUGGGUCUCUCCCCAGGAAUGGGUUGUCGUUCCCGGACACCAGCCCCAUUGCUGCUCUGCCCCGGUGCUCCAAAAUGAAACAGUCACCUGAUCACAGCCCCCUGAAGGCGUCCUGCUAUUUUGAGAAGAACGCCGUCAACCUUUUGUUGCACUCCUCGCCUUUCCCCAACGGUGAGGUCAAUGCGCAGCAGCCUUCCUGCCAGUUCAAGACAGGUUUCCCGCCCUUACCUUUCACCGCAGAGUCUGCCUGUGGGAAUGCGACCGACCCAGUAUCGUGGGAUUACAAUGGACAGUACAACGAAAGGCAGCCCGAUACUCUGAUUGACGAGACUGGAUUGUUGGCCUAUUCCACCCUCCCCAAAAGAGCCGGAUUGUUUCUUGAGACUGUGGCCACAGCAAACUGUUAUGAAUAUUAGGAAUGUUGGAGAAUGGACCCAGAGGUGCCCCGGAACUGACUGUCUCGAUCACGUGUCCUGGGAGGAUAAAUCUAACCCAGAACCACGGACAUCUGUGAAAUAACCGUGACCACAGCACUGAUUGUAAACGAGCUGGGGGUCUUCCAUGAACUGAAUUUGUACAAAAUAUAUCAACUUUAUAUUUCUGUAUAGACAAAUGCAGCAUAAUUUUCACUAUGCACUAUGACUGGUAUAUGCAUGAGCCAUUAUUUAGUGUGUUUUUUACCAAGUAAUCGCAGUUCUCACUUUGUCAGGUGGACUACAUCGGCAAGAGACCAUCUGUGGGGGGGAUCCAGCCAUUGCAAAGUGGUAAUAGAGAGACUUUCACUUCCCACGCCAGCGCCCAAAUCACCAUUGUUCAGCAAGUGACAGUAAAGCACUCUGAUACUGUGUUAUGCUAGUUGUUGCAAAAGUCAAUUGGUAUACCAUCAACGCAGCCCCAAGCUGUCUGUGUCUACAUCACAGUGAAUCACACUGUCAAAGCUUUACCCUUUAAAUGUGUAUCCCUUCCUCCCUCCCUCCUAUCCUCCUUGGGAGUGAGGGAAGUAGGGUCACAUGUUUGGUAACAGAAUGUCACAAUUGAGCCUACACUCUGGUAGUCUCUGGUCUGGUUCCUGAGCUCGGUGGGGUAUUCCAGGGCACUGCUGAUGACAGCCCAGCCUGGCUCAUCGGCAGCACUUGGGGGCAGGGACGCUUCCCACUCAGCUACUGUUAACCCUGCAAGCCAAAGCCCCAAUGAAUGCGGUGGUCCAAGUUGAACAAGCAGCGGGAAACUUGCCAGACAGUGAUAUCAAUGGCAA
This is a messenger RNA of Callorhinchus milii (elephant shark), 4593 nucleotides long. RefSeq names its product aryl hydrocarbon receptor. The transcript is spliced from 11 exons. The coding region runs from base 476 to 3754 and encodes 1092 amino acids. The record is from RefSeq and is a predicted model, not a curated record. Gene Ontology annotation, molecular function: protein dimerization activity; nuclear receptor activity; transcription cis-regulatory region binding. Gene Ontology annotation, biological process: regulation of transcription by RNA polymerase II. Gene Ontology annotation, cellular component: aryl hydrocarbon receptor complex; nucleus. Lineage: Eukaryota; Metazoa; Chordata; Chondrichthyes; Chimaeriformes; Callorhinchidae.